GAUGGUCGCGGAGUUCGAGGGGCGGCUGCACUGAACGAAACCCUGACGCUGACAGACAAAUAUAGCAAACCACCUCUUUACUGAACAUCUCUGCUAUAUCUCAUCAACACCUACAAUGGAUUCCCUGCUGCUUCUGCGCAGGACCCUCUCCGCGGGAAAAGAACCUGCCCUGCUGGCCGCAGAUGGCUCCGCUGCAACAGACAUCGCGGACGCGGCACAGCUCUCGUUCGCCGACCAGGACCAGCCCACAGCCAUCGACCUCGCAACACCCACGCGCUUCGUCCGCCAGCGAGCGCAGGUGGGCGAGGCCGGUCCCGUUGAUCUGCGCGGAGUCUACUUUGCCUGGCUGUGUCGGGAUCAGAACGUUGCAUCGUACCUCACCGCCUGCCAGGAGAAAAACAUCGCCAACCUCACCUUUGUCGAGCGUACCUCGCUAAUCACUUGGCUUCAGGGCGCAGACGACCACUCCGAGUUCAUCGUCUCCGAGAAGCAGGCUCAGGCAAAGGACAAAGCAGAGGCCGGAAAGCCGGCUGCUGCUGCAAAGACCCCGCUUGAUCCACGGCUCACCGAAACAUACGCCAACGAGCGAGUACUCCAAGAUCACAAUUCCGUCCUCGACGGCGUCAAGCCCACCAGCUUUGAGUACGUUCGCAAAGAAGCAGUCACCAACUUCCUGCAACCCGCCCGUGAACGAGCCGCGGGUGCUUCUCGUCGUCCCACCGCAGCUGCCUCGAACGGCAGCUCUUCCGCCGCCGCCGCGGUCUCAAACCCGGCCCGAAAACAAAGAAGAGAGCCGAUUAUCCUGCUCUCGCCAUCGGCAUCCGCCUUGCUCACGAUGACAAACGUCAAAGAUUUUCUCGAACGUGGCGUGUUCUCCUCCGCCCCUACAACAGCCUCUGGAGAAUCUAUCCAAACUAUAUCCCGCGCGUCUGCACGUAUAGGCCAACUUAGGUUUUUGGUCGUCGACUCUGUAGAUCGCUUCAAGCCGGACUACUGGGAGCGCGUGGUCGCGGUCUUCACCACCGGCCAGACCUGGCAGUUCAGAUCGUAUCCCAACGGCCUGAACAAUCCCAACCUGCUGUUCCAGAAAGUCAAGGGUUUUUGCCUAAACUACGCUGGCGACCCCUUACCGGACAACAUCAGGUCCUGGAACGUCGACGUCGUCCAGAUCGAUAAGGUGCACCGGUUCCGAGAUAGAGAGACAGUCGAAGGGCUGUGGGAUAGUCUGGAGAAGUGGAUGGAGGCCCGCGGCUGGAGCGGCCGUGGAGUGCAGAGCUAGGCUGCGAGUCGGAACGAAAAGCAUCGAUUGUCUACUCUCAGAGAAGAAAAUGUACUAUUAUCAUGCGUGUACAAUAGAAUUAAUGAACUGCUAGUUGGGUGUAUUACAU
This is a messenger RNA of Myxozyma melibiosi, 1388 nucleotides long. Its product is annotated as RNA pol II accessory factor, Cdc73 family-domain-containing protein. Gene Ontology annotation, molecular function: RNA polymerase II complex binding. Gene Ontology annotation, biological process: positive regulation of transcription elongation by RNA polymerase II; transcription elongation by RNA polymerase II. Gene Ontology annotation, cellular component: Cdc73/Paf1 complex. The transcript is spliced from 2 exons. The coding region runs from base 116 to 1279 and encodes 387 amino acids. NCBI's taxonomy places the organism in Eukaryota, Fungi, Ascomycota, Lipomycetes, Lipomycetales, Lipomycetaceae. The record is from RefSeq and is a predicted model, not a curated record.